AUGGGCAAAAAAGUAAAUUGGAGUUGGACCUCGGCUCUCAUUGGAGCCACGGCCGCCACCGCAGCCACCACUUUUUUCUUCGUCAAGCCGAAAGUACCCAGCUUUCGGCUUGUUAGCCUCACGGCGUUACAAUUAAAAUUCAAAAACUCGAUCAAUGAGGGGCAUUCGUAUUCGAACGAGGAGCUCACUAAUAAUAAUAAAAAGCUCCCGCGCCUUGAUGCGGACCUAAUCCUUACUAUACACGUCACUAACCCGAACAUCCUGCCUGUCCGCUACUCCGCCACGUCACUCUCGAUUUACUAUGAUGGGUCGUAUUUGGGCUCGGCCCAUGUUCCAGCUGGAUCACAACCGCCCAAUUCUUGUCAGUUGUUGCGACUUCAGGCCCGGCUUAAUGGACAAGAGUUGGCCCAUCAUGCAAAGCGGUUUAUUGGGGAUGUUACGAAAAGAGCAAUGGCUAUUGAUGCUGAGGUGGAUAUUUGUGGUUGGGCAAAGAUGAUGAUGUGGGCCCCUAAGUUUAAGGUCCACGUGGAUAGCCGCAUCAUCAUUGAUCCUGUUAUGCUUGAUGUCAUUGAUCAAGAGAAUGAGUCUCGCUUGAAAUUGUUUGUCUAG
Chenopodium quinoa (quinoa) is the source of this 609-nucleotide messenger RNA. RefSeq lists its product as uncharacterized. The record is from RefSeq and is a predicted model, not a curated record. The transcript has a single exon. Gene Ontology annotation, biological process: response to desiccation. Gene Ontology annotation, cellular component: plasma membrane. Lineage: Eukaryota; Viridiplantae; Streptophyta; Magnoliopsida; Caryophyllales; Amaranthaceae. Bases 1 to 609 code for a protein of 202 amino acids.